GUUUGGCCGAGUUAAGACGUGUGUUGGGUUUUAGCCAAUUAGAGGCGGCGAAACGUGUCCGUACGUCAUGCCAACCAAUCAGGGCGGUGUCUUAAGAAUUGCGCCAGUUUCGAUCGCAGUACAGUGACGGGUUUACUGUCCUGGUUGCCAAAAUAAUGGAGGAAGCAAGGGCGUUUCUUAAAGAAGGUGUGCUGAGGCACCUGAGCAUGUUGGAGGAAGAGUCGGUCCUCCUGGCCACACGGCAGAAAGAGGCACUGCAACAGCAGACCAGGGUAGAGGAACUGCGAUCCAAAUUAGAGAAGCUUAGGGCCCAAAGGGAUCAGCUGAGAGCCAAAGUGAAAACUACCGUGUCGCUCCAGCAGCUCACGUCUGUAGUGGACCAGGAAAAUGUCGAGCCUCAGGAAGAAAGCAGGGAGGAGAGCCUGCAGCUGUUCCAGCUGAAGGCCAGGUUGACACAAGUCAAAGACCUGCUGCGCGCCCAUCACCUCAUUGGUGGCUACGAUGUUGUGGAGACUCGCAGAGGCAAAGGGGUCUGUUUCUCGUUGGCCACGGCUUUCGAGGGCCGCUACCUGGAGACGUACAACCUGGAGGUGGACCUGGCCCGCACCAUCCGUAUAUGUCGCCACAACGUUCCGCCCUUCAUCCCACUGGAGAAGCUCGCACAGCAGAACCUCCAGGAGGACAUAAAGGCCUUCCUUGUCACACUCAGCCAGCACCUCAAUGCCUUCGCGGGCCGACAGGAGCAAGUCCGUCUGGUCAAGGAGCUUCUCCAGGGCUCAGUCCUGGUGAUGGAGACUAACUCCCUCUACAGCAUUGUGGUGCUCAUGUGCACGGUGCCAGGCCAGAAGGAAACUGAGGUUCUCCUCACACUGGAAUAUGGUGACCCGACGCAGUACCUCCCCACUCGUGUCACCUUUGAAUCUGAAGAUAAGACUUUGCUGGAGUCUCCACAGUGGAAGGAAAGCCAGUCUCUCCUUCAGCAAACCCCAGUGCACACAGCAUUACUGGCCUGGAAGAAAGAGAGGCGGAUCUGCUAACUGGGUUCCAGUGCAAGCUCUUCUGCUUCUCAAUGCGUCUGCUGGCAAUGCUGCAGGCUCCUUCUCUGUAUUUCGCAAACUCAAAGAGAGCUUGUCGGAGGAGGACGACUCCCUUUGGACUCAACAUGCUUCAGUAUCUCACGCUUUGAUCUUUGCAGUUUAUGACGUCUAUGUUUUGCAUUUAAAAAUGUCAACACAGGUAUUUACUGAAUUGUGUUAGUGUCUGUGAUGGACUUGAUCCCAGCUCUUAAGAGAAUCCUUAAAUGUACAGCUAGGGUCAGUUUUCCGUCUUAAUGCAGUAGACUGGGGGGUAUCUUGGCAAAAGGGAAAAAUAAACUUUUUGUGUUAGGUUUGUAGGAGUGCUUAGUUUCUUAGUGUUAGUUGCCCUUAAUCUGUCCCAAAUUGAUUUUAAAUGGAAUUAACAUCAUACAGACUGUCAAGGUUUUUCAGGACUGUCCUCCAUGCUGGGUAACCCACUGUUUGUUUGACUUACCCCCUCGAGUUCUUUGGGUUGACUCCCUUUCUGUGGAUCGAACUUCUUUAAGAAGGACUGUAUCCUCUGGCUCAGUUCGUUCCUCAGGAGCAGCCUCUGUCUGUCCUUCUCUAGUCUUGCAUGUCCUUCCUGGCUCUCCAGUUCCUUCCUGGAGAUGUUGUCGAUGGUAGCCAUUUCUCUCAGUUGCAUGAUAGAGAGGAGUUGGGUAUCUGUCUCAUGGUGCCUUGAGCUGGCUGUAGAUUGGGAGAAGGUCACCAUAGAUCUUGGCCUUUGGAGAUAGGUGGUUGAUGGGCUCUUUGUGCAUACCCUUGCCAACUUAGAGCGCUGUGGGCUCAUCUGGGAUCUAGCACCCUCUCGCCGUAAAGACUUGCAGGAGGUCAGCAUGUCACGUGAUGCCGACCUCGCAACCGUGAGAUCCAGAAAGCAGAGACGGCCAUUUCUCAUCGUAGAUAUUUCCGUCAUGGUUUUGUCGACGGACGCAUACGGCUCACAAGCCUGCAGGUGAAGUAACUUCCUGUGCUCCCCAACUAAGAGGUCUCUUUCCCGACUCCAUGACCUACAGACGACCUUGAACCUGUGGUUGAUGCGGUCCAGGGUUUGUUGGAGAUGAGUGUCCUCCUUCAUGUUCGAAAGCCUGGCGUCUAUAAAUGGACACUUGUGUUUUCUCAUGGUUAUGGUUUUGCAUACCUGUAAGUAAAGGAUUUAUUUUUAAAUUGUAUAACCUUCUUGACUGGUUUCAGUUUAGAGUAGUCUGAGUAACUUAUGUAUAAUUUGUGCAAGAUGAUUUCUGUUUGCUCUUUGUAAAUAAAGUACUCCUAGUGUA
This is a messenger RNA of Paramormyrops kingsleyae, 2353 nucleotides long. RefSeq names its product centromere protein O (gene cenpo). Lineage: Eukaryota; Metazoa; Chordata; Actinopteri; Osteoglossiformes; Mormyridae. The record is from RefSeq and is a predicted model, not a curated record. Gene Ontology annotation, cellular component: Mis6-Sim4 complex; kinetochore.